GCCCCCGCUGAGGCCCCGCAGGCGCGGCCCGGCCCGGCCAUGCCGGCCAAGAGGAAGCCGGUGCUGCCGGCCCUCAACAUCGCCCCCAGCGCCGCCGAGGGGCCGAGCCCCGACGGCUCCGCAGAGGCAAACCUGGUGGACCUUCAGAAGAAGCUUGAGGAAUUGGAGCUGGAUGAGCAGCAGAAGAAGCGUCUGGAAGCUUUCCUCACACAGAAAGCCAAAGUGGGCGAGCUGAAGGAUGAUGACUUUGAGAGGAUCUCUGAAUUGGGAGCUGGCAAUGGUGGGGUGGUCACCAAAGUGCAGCACAAACCCUCAGGGCUCAUUAUGGCCCGGAAGCUGAUUCAUCUAGAAAUCAAACCAGCCAUCAGGAAUCAGAUUAUCCGAGAGCUGCAGGUGCUGCACGAGUGUAAUUCCCCGUAUAUCGUGGGGUUCUACGGAGCCUUCUACAGCGACGGAGAGAUCUCCAUCUGCAUGGAGCACAUGGAUGGUGGCUCUUUGGAUCAAGUGUUGAAAGAAGCCAAAAGAAUUCCUGAGGAGAUCUUGGGGAAAGUCAGUAUAGCGGUUCUGAGAGGCUUGGCAUAUCUGAGAGAGAAGCACCAAAUCAUGCACAGAGAUGUGAAGCCUUCUAACAUCCUGGUUAAUUCUCGAGGGGAGAUUAAGCUGUGUGAUUUUGGGGUCAGUGGUCAGCUCAUUGACUCCAUGGCGAACUCCUUCGUGGGAACUCGAUCCUACAUGUCUCCUGAACGGUUGCAGGGCACCCAUUACUCGGUCCAGUCUGACAUCUGGAGCAUGGGUCUGUCAUUAGUGGAGCUGUCUAUUGGAAGGUACCCAAUCCCCCCACCAGACUCCAAGGAACUGGAAGCAAUAUUUGGCCGUCCUGUGGUGGAUGGGGCAGAGGGAGAGCCUCACAGCAUCUCGCCGCGGGCCAGGCCCCCAGGACGCCCCGUCAGUGGCCAUGGGAUGGACAGCCGGCCUGCCAUGGCCAUCUUUGAACUGCUGGAUUAUAUAGUUAAUGAGCCACCUCCCAAGCUGCCAAGUGGAGUUUUCACACAAGAUUUCCAGGAGUUUGUAAAUAAAUGCUUAAUUAAAAAUCCAGCAGAACGAGCUGAUCUGAAAAUGCUGAUGAGUCACACCUUCAUCAAACGCUCCGAAGUGGAGGAGGUGGAUUUUGCCGGUUGGCUCUGCAAGACGCUGCGGCUGAACCAGCCCAGCACACCCACCCGCGCUGCCAUCUGAGGCCCGAGGCCACCGCCUGCUAUCAGUCCUGGUGUCAGUACCUCUGCCUCUGUCACCAUUUCCUCUCCUUCAGUACAUGACAGAACUGCCCUCCUUCCUCCUCCCCGGCCCCUCCUCGCCUCGUGUCCCAGCGGCAAAGCACCGGUCCCCUCGGAAGCGGCUUUAUCACCCGACCCCCUUCCCCAGCCACAGUGGGGUUGGUUUCUUUUGAUGUGGGGGUGUUCCAGGCCUCUGCUCCAGCUCUGGAGCUCCUGACACUUGGGAAAUGUGGUGCUGCUUAUGUUAAUUUUUGGGUUUUUCUCUUUGGGGGUUUGUUUGGGGUUUUUUGGUUGGUUUUAUUUUGGAAACAUGUUCACUUGGGUUAAAGAAAAGAGAAAAGAAUCCUCUGUGUGUGUGUGUGUGUGUGUGUGUGUUUGCAUGUGUGUGUGAGGUGGUGGCAGGGAAUGGGGACAAGGGCCUCCCUGUCUCCUUCCCAUGCAGAGGUGAGAGGCAGAGCCUGGUUGUCCACCGUGGCCAGGGCAGAGCUGGGGCUGCAGGAUCUUUCUCCUGACCCUGCUAUCUCGCGGGUGAAGUCCUUCCAGGCUGUGCAGCUUUUCCCUCUCCAGCUGCACAACAGAUGCUUUACCUCCUCCCUGGUUUUCACAUGAAAUCAGGUGGGGCCAGGGAUGGAGAAACCCUGUCUAGGGUGGCCCAAAGUGGUGUCCCCAUCCUGCCCAGCUGGGCACCUUGCUGAUGUGGGCGGGAGGUUUGUGAGGUGAUUCGUGGCUGAGCUGGAGAGGAGGGUGGCAGUGAGCUCCCUCCCAGCCCAUCACAGGGUGAAGGAGAGAUUUGUAUUUUCUUUAUUUUCUUCUUAAAUGGUUGUUUUAAA
Colius striatus (speckled mousebird) is the source of this 2104-nucleotide messenger RNA. RefSeq names its product mitogen-activated protein kinase kinase 2 (gene MAP2K2). NCBI's taxonomy places the organism in Eukaryota, Metazoa, Chordata, Aves, Coliiformes, Coliidae. The record is from RefSeq and is a predicted model, not a curated record. The transcript is spliced from 11 exons. Gene Ontology annotation, biological process: protein phosphorylation. Gene Ontology annotation, molecular function: ATP binding; protein kinase activity. Bases 40 to 1236 code for a protein of 398 amino acids.